Lottia gigantea (owl limpet) is the source of this 1170-nucleotide messenger RNA. RefSeq lists its product as hypothetical. The transcript has 9 exons. Gene Ontology annotation, biological process: proteasome-mediated ubiquitin-dependent protein catabolic process. The coding region runs from base 1 to 1170 and encodes 389 amino acids. Gene Ontology annotation, cellular component: nucleus; cytoplasm; GID complex. The record is from RefSeq and is a predicted model, not a curated record. Lineage: Eukaryota; Metazoa; Mollusca; Gastropoda; Lottiidae. Gene Ontology annotation, molecular function: protein binding; ubiquitin protein ligase activity.
AUGGGGGAUGUCAAAUCUCUUGAACAUCCCACUCUUAAGGUUCCUUAUGAAGUUUUAAACAAAAAAUUUAGAACUGCUCAGAAGAAUAUAGAUAGAGAAGUUUCUCAUGUACAAAGUUCUGGUAAUGAAUUUGAGAAAUGUCUACAGAAACCAACUGUAUCUGUUGGUGAUGUGACUCAAGCAAUUGGUAAUAUGGUUGAAAAGUUAACAAUUUUAAAGAGAAAGGCUGAUGAAAGUUUACAGCAUGAAAUUGAUGCUGCUAGAGUAAUAAAAAGAAGAGUUGAUCAUUUAAAAGAAGUAGAGAAUAUUCCUGCUGGUGCCAAACCACUGUGGCAGAAAAAACGACUGGACAGAAUGAUCGUGGAAUUCUUUUUGCGAAAAGGUUAUUAUAACUCAGCUUUAAAACUGGCAAAACAUUCAGAUAUAGAGGAUUUAACAAACAUAGAUUUGUUUUUGACUUCUAAAGAAGUAGAAGAAUCAUUAAUGAUGAAUGAUACUUCAGCCUGCUUAGCUUGGUGUCAUGAUAAUAAAUCAAAACUUAGAAAAAUGAAAAGUUGUUUGGAGUUUAAUGUACAUAAACAAGAAUUUAUAGAAUUAGUUCGACAGAAUAACAGAUUAGAAGCAGUCAGACAUGCUAGGAAAUAUUUUAGUAAUGUUGACAGUUCACAGAUACAAGAUAUACAGAAAGUUAUGGGUCUACUAGCAUUCCCUGCUGAUACACAAAUCUUACCUUAUAAGGAGUUAUUUGAUCCUGGCAGAUGGCAUACAUUAGUUUUACAGUUCAGAGAGGAGAAUUUUAAAUUACAUCAGUUAAAUACAACAUCAGUAUUUACUGCAGCUUUACAUGCUGGUUUAUCAUCUUUAAAAACACCUUAUUGUUAUAAGAGAGAAAGAGAUGGUAAGCCUACAGAUUGUCCUGUUUGUAGUAAACAUCUAAAUGAAAUCGCCAAACCAUUACCUUACGCUCAUUGUGCCAAUUCAAGAUUGAUUUGUGCAAUAUCUGGUUGUUCUUUAAAUGAACAUAAUCCACCAAUGAUUCUUCCAAAUGGUUAUGUGUAUGGAUUUUCAGCAUUAGCUAUGAUGGCAUCAGAAAAUGAUGGAAGAGUAGUUUGUCCUAAAACCAAACAAAUAUUUCAUUUAGACGAUGCUCAGAAAGUAUUUGUGAUGUAA